GUAACUAGUUAAUCUCACAUUCAAAAUCCUCCUAUAGUACUCUUUACGUGCCAUUAUCCUCUAUACUUUCCUUUCUUUUUCUAAACCGCUAAUAUGGCGGAUGAACCUGCGAAACCUAUCUCCCCGAUAUCUAACCUCUUGCAGAAAAUUGGUUUGACCCGCCAUGAUCUCACCCGUCAUAGCGACCAAAUGCGUCAAUUUUUGACUACUCAAGACGCGAAGUCUCUUCGCGCUUUUUCUGUAGAGUCCUCAGAUGCACAACAGAGUAUUACUUCUGUACUCGGAAACUCUCGCUCCUGUUCCCAUUCCAGUUCAAAUUCGCGUCAAAACGCGUCUACCGCUUCUCAGACUCCUCCCCCUUCCACGCCUGUCAAAUCAGAGCCAGUAGAACCCGCCAUCCCCCUCCGUCAUAUGGAUAGCAUGGAAAUGAUCCUCGAGAGAAGGAGCCGAAAAAUAAAGCGCGAUAAGCGAGGAAAGAAGGAAAAGGACCGCAACCCACCUUCACCAUCCCCCGCAAGCGCCGCUUUCAGUCUCGACGCGUUCAUGCAAUCACGCGAUUCACGACGCGUCCCAUCCUUGGAGCAAUCUGAUUCCUCUACCAGCAUAACCUCACUGGACAACCACGAGGAUGAACCCCCUCUCCUUCCUGUCACCCCUCAACACCGCAAGUAUUAUAGAGACUAUGAUACCGUAGAGCACCCCUCACGUCUCAAGAAGGGUUCUUACACCCCCCGGGAUCUCUCACCAACUCCCACGCGCCACCGUUCUUCCUCAAUCUUCGACCAACCUCAUACAAGUGCUGCAGAAUCUUCAAAUGCAAAUUUUAUCACUCCCCGCCGCAAUGCCUAUUAUAAGUCGCCUCUACCUUCUUCAUCUCCACCUCAAUCUUCUCCCUUCGCGACGCCUUCUAAUAAGCGUAUCGUCAACCUCGUAUCGUCACCGGGUCCCAUGGGUCCCCUCCCAGAUGAAGAUGAUUACGAGAAUCUUCCAUAUACCCUUCCCCCGGGUCCAUAUUCCACAAAGAAACCAGACCUCUCCUAUGCAGCUCUUAUCGGCCAGGCAGUGCUUUCGUCCCCAGAGCACCGCCUCACCUUGCAGGAACUUUACGAUUGGAUUACGAUCGUUUAUCCUUAUUACAACCGAAGCGAAAUGACCUGGAUGAACUCUAUUCGUCAUGUCCUCAGUACAACCGUAUGCUUCCGAAAAGUUCCCCGCGAUCGUAGUGUCGGGCGCACACUCUGGGCUAUUUGGGACUGCGAUCUCGAGUGUUUCGCUGGUGGUGGUUUCAGGAAAGAAUUUUGUGCGGAAAUUAAGGAAGCUAACAAGAAAACUGCUCCCAAAAAACGCGCAGCGGAAGAAUCAGCAUCCGGUCGCAGAACGAAACGGCAGAAAAAAGGUGCCGCACCUGUACCUACCGAACCCUCGACAAGCUCGCCUGUACAGGAAGCAUUGCCUGCAUUGACAGGCUCAACUCUGCCAACCCUUGUGCCAUACUCGCAACUCCUCCCUCUCUUUCCUCCUCGUAGUUCUGCUCAUCAUCAACCAUAUUACCAAAACUGUGUACAGAUGCCUGUUGAUGUCAUCUUCCCUCCUUUACCAUCGUCAUCAAGUUAUGCUCGUGCUGGCUCAUCAUCAUCAUUGCCUCCUUCAUCUGCUGUCAAAAGUUCCGAUGUGGCGCAGACAUCGCCGAUCCCUCCCUCCUCCCUACCCGCCCUUACGCCAAGUAAAAGUUCUUCCAGUCCCCAGUUGUCCUCUGAGGAUCACCUCUUUUUGAACCUCGAUGGCGGGAUGAGCCCUCACAUCGAGUCAACCCCUCCACUAGAGUGUGGAAUUGCUCUUUUAGACAAACGCAAGACGAAGGCAAGUUUACCACCUCCUAAAACUCCUCCGAAGAAAUCUGUCGGACUUCCUCCCGUGCCUGUAUCUCCCACUCUUGACCGUCGCGGAAAGUCUAAGAAAGGCAAACCACCUGCUAAGGAUUGCCCUCCACGCGUAUUCCCAACUUCUACAUCACAACGACCCAUGACGCCCCCUCCACGUCCUUCAACACCUCCUCGCAGGGGUGGCAGCAGUACCGUACAACUUUCCCCCAUCCGCACACCCCUGUCUCAUAAAGGCCUGCACAUGAGCCCCUCCGCAAGCCUCGCGCACUACAAAUUCAACCUCGAUCCACCCCCCUCCAUCACCUUCCGCCCCGACGACGGGAUCAACCCCGCUGUAUUUGAUACCGAGAAUAUCCGUACGCCGUCUCGCAAGCGCAACACGCACGCACAUGGACACCACCAUAACCAUAACCAUAAAGAUACAUCUGUAUUGUUCCCGCCUGUAACGCCAAAGAAACUGGUCUUCCCUACGCAUAGCUCUGCGGAGUCGCCAUUCCGUACACCUGGAUCGAGGUCGAUAUUCGAUCCGCAUGAUCCAGGGGCGAUUUUAGAUGAAGAGCUUGCGCGGCUUGGUGCGAAAGGGAUGCAAGAGAGUCCUGUUGGAUUGUUUGAGAGCCGACGCGGGUUGUUGUACGAGAGUCCGAAUAUGCCGAGUCCGGGGAAAUGGUCUCGGUGGUUCUGACAGUGAUAGGUGAUGUGAUGCGUUGUGUUGUUUGAAUUUUGGUUUUGGUUUUGAUUUUUCGUUCUGAUCUCGAUCUUGUUUUCAUGAUACAAGUUGUAUUACUAUUGUUAUGAGUGCUGAGGCCUGAGGUUUUGGACGUUUUCGUUCUACUCUGUAUCUAUCGUUUUUCACUUUGACGAUUUGCAAUUGCUGUUGCUGUUUGCUGGGCUCUUGGUCGUGGUCGUCGUGUUAUUUGUUGUCUCUCUCUCGAGUGUUUUACUUACGAAGAGUUGCAUCUCCAUUUACUAUGAUCUCCUAGUAGAAUACAUAUGACGAAUAGAAAUGAAAGGAAAGACC
Molecule: messenger RNA, 2901 nt
Organism: Suillus paluster
Lineage: Eukaryota; Fungi; Basidiomycota; Agaricomycetes; Boletales; Suillaceae
Exons: 4
Coding region: 94-2565 (823 amino acids)
Biological process (GO): cell differentiation; anatomical structure morphogenesis; regulation of transcription by RNA polymerase II
Molecular function (GO): RNA polymerase II cis-regulatory region sequence-specific DNA binding; DNA-binding transcription factor activity, RNA polymerase II-specific
Source: RefSeq, a predicted model, not a curated record